Molecule: messenger RNA, 1005 nt
Organism: Diplodia corticola
Lineage: Eukaryota; Fungi; Ascomycota; Dothideomycetes; Botryosphaeriales; Botryosphaeriaceae
Exons: 2
Coding region: 1-1005 (334 amino acids)
Source: RefSeq, a predicted model, not a curated record
AUGGCGACGCCCAUCGCCUGCCCGGCCCCGGCCGCCCUGCUGCACCGCGAGCCCAGCAGGCCCGUCCGCCAGACCCGCCGCCUCUCGUCGCCAUGCGACGCCAUUCCCAGCGUCGUCGUCGCCGCGACGCAGCGCGUGCCCAAACCGCCCUCGCACGCCCCUGCGCCCCGCCGCCCUGGCUCGCCGCAUUCCUCGCCAAAACCCGCGCCCGCCGCGUACCCACCCUCCGGCCACGACUCUGUCAUCUCCACGCCCAGCUCGCCCGGCCAACUCUACUCGCAGAGCGCCUCGUCCAGCUCAAAUACCAGCCGCGAUGCCCGCGAUGCCCGCGAUGCCCGCCAUAGCCUCGCCCAGUCGCUGCCCCUCGCCGCCGACGACGACGAGAAGGCCGCCCUGUCGCUGCCCGUCCAGCCCGUCGUGCGCGCCAGCCCGCCCCGCAGCAUGGUGCUAGACCUGGAGAAGCAGAGCUACGCCCCUCAGUCCAACAACCGCCGCUCCGUCAGGAACCACCUGUCCGCGAGCGGUGCCCCGGACCCCUACCCUCCCGCCGAUGCGGACGAGGUCGAUCUGGAGGACAAAGCCUUCAAGAUCCUCCUCCAUCUCUCCGGCUUUGCCUGCCUCGUCUCGUUCGCCAUCUCGCUCUGGACUCUGUUCGCCGUCGUCAUUGCUGCCCUGCUGCAGCCGCUGCGCUUCUGCAGCAUGCGUCCCAACUACCGGGAGCAACUCGUCGACUUCCUCAGCCCCUCGCUGCGCCUGCAGUUCCGUCUCAUCUACAGCGCUCCCCUGUCGUCCAUGUACAACACCCCUCUACUAUUAAUCGUCUGUCUCCUAUCACCUUUCGUCGCCAUCGGCGUUGCCAUUGCCGCCUGGAUCUCCGCCUCGUUCUGGAUUUUCGCUGCCAUCAUCGGCGACCCAGGCCCCAUGGACGACCACAACGAUGGCCGUGAGGCUGUUCUCACCGUUCGCGCGUACUGGGAAUCCUGGCUUCUCCGGGCCCUGAGAUGA